AGAAUAAAACACGAGAAACAAGGAGACCUGAUGAAUGUGAAGGACGAAAGACAAGAUCUGAAUGAAUUGGAGAAACCUCAGGAUCAAAAAGAUCAUAAUGUAAAUGAACAAAGCAGCACUGAAGUCAGAAAACCUUUCAGCUGCUCUCAGUGUGGAAAAGCUUUCACGUGUAAGAAAAGCCUGAGGAAUCACAUGUUAAUUCACGCCGGGAUAAAGCCUUUUACCUGCUCUCAGUGUGGAAAGAGUUUUACCAGGAAAAGUCAACUUAAGGAUCACAUGCAUAUCCACUCUUCAGAAAAACCUUUCAGCUGCUCUCAGUGCGGAAAGAGUUUCACGCGUAAAACAAACCUUAAGACUCACAUGUUAAUUCAUUCUGGGAUAAAGCCUUUCAGCUGCUCUGAGUGCGGAAGGAGUUUUACAAAGAAAGAACACCUUAAGAAUCAUUCGGCUACUCACUCUUUAGAAAAGCCUUUCAGCUGCUCUCAGUGCGGAAAGUCUUUUGUGAGUAAAGAAAGCUUUAAGAUUCACACGUUAGUUCAUGCUGGAAUAAAGCCUUUCAGCUGCUCUGAGUGUGGAAAGACUUUUACGAAGAAAAGACAACUUACAGAUCAUCUGGUAACUCACUCUUCAGAAAAACCUUUCGUCUGCUCUCAGUGCGGAAAGUCUUUCACUUGUAAAACAAACCUUAUGACUCACAUGUUAAUUCACGCCGGGAUAAAGCCUUUUACCUGCUCUGAGUGCGGGAAGAGUUUUAUCAGGAAAAGUCAACUUAAGGAUCACAUGCAUAUCCACUCUUCAGAAAAACCUUUCAGCUGCUCUCAGUGCGGAAAGAGUUUCAUACGUAAACCAAACCUUAAGACUCACAUGUUAAUUCACGAUGGAAUAAAGCCUUUCAGCUGCUCUAACUGCGGAAAGAGUUUUACAAAGAAAGAAUACCUUAAGAAGCAUUUGGCUACUCACUCUUUAGAAAAGCCUUUCAGCUGCUCUCAGUGCGGAAGGAGCUUUACAAAGAAAAGUCAACUUACAGAUCAUCUGGUAACUCACUCUUCAGAAAAACCUUUCGUCUGCUCUCAGUGCGGAAAGUCUUUCACUCGUAAAUCAAACCUUAAGAAUCACAUGUUAAUUCACGCCGGGAUAAAGCCUUUUACCUGCUCUGAGUGUGGGAAGAGUUUUACCAGGAAAAGUCAACUUAAGGAUCACAUGCAUAUCCACCCUUCAGCUGCUCUCAGUGAGGAAAGUCUUUCAAACAUAAAGAAAGCCUCAAGACUCACAUGUUAAUUCAUGCCGGGAUAAAGUCCUUUCAACUGCUCUCAAUGUGGAAGGAGUUUUACGAAAAAAGGACACCUUAAGGGCCAUUUGCUAACUCACUCUUCGGAAAAGCCUUUUCACCUGUCAGUGCGGAAAGUUUUUCCCACGUAAAACAAACCUUAAGACUCACAUGUUAAUUUAUGCGGGAUAAAGCCUUUC
Molecule: messenger RNA, 1467 nt
Organism: Puntigrus tetrazona (Sumatra barb)
Lineage: Eukaryota; Metazoa; Chordata; Actinopteri; Cypriniformes; Cyprinidae
Product: gastrula zinc finger protein XlCGF57.1-like
Exons: 2
Coding region: 31-1278 (415 amino acids)
Biological process (GO): regulation of DNA-templated transcription
Molecular function (GO): DNA-binding transcription factor activity, RNA polymerase II-specific; RNA polymerase II cis-regulatory region sequence-specific DNA binding
Source: RefSeq, a predicted model, not a curated record